Molecule: messenger RNA, 1341 nt
Organism: Cylindrotheca closterium
Lineage: Eukaryota; Bacillariophyta; Bacillariophyceae; Bacillariales; Bacillariaceae
Source: the annotation of a GenBank genome assembly
AUGCUGUCCCGACUUCACCAAGCGGCACAAGACGGCAACUGGAACCUCGCCAAUGAUUUGCUGCACAAAGGGGAGGAUGUCAAUCAAAAGCGCAAUUUUCAAGUUCGUUUUUACUUUGGUCAUCAAACUACGGCAUUGCAUGUGGCUUGCGGCGCUGGACAUUUGAAGAUUGCACGGCUGCUCUUAGACCGAGGUGCUGAUGUGGACGCAACCUGUGCUCGUGGUUGGACACCCUUGCAUUCUGCAUGUGAAAGCCGGCACAUUGAUAUUGCACAAAUUUUAUUGGAUCAUGGCGCUGAUUUGGAAGCAAGGACAGCCGAAAGAUGGACGCCAUUGAGUGUGGCCUCGAGGGACGAAGAGUGGGAGGGAACGCGGCUUUUGUUGGACCAUGGUGCGGAUUUGAACGUCCAGGACCGGGAAGGAGAUACACCCCUACACGGCGCUUGUCGCAACGAUUUGGAUGAUACUGUACGGCUUUUCGUAGAACGUGGGGCAGCCGUGAAUGUAACGAAUGACAUGGAUGAGACACCGAUGUUUGUCGCUUGUCAACGUCAAAACUUGGAGAUUAUUCGGCUGUUGUUGGAGGGGGGUGCAGAUCUUGAAGAUUUCACAGAAGAGCCGCCUUUGCACCACGUUUGUAGACUAGGACAUUUGGAAACUGUCAGACUCUUAUUAGACAGUGGUGCUAACUUGGAAGGAAGGAACCAUCAUGGUCAGACUCCAUUGUUGACUGCAUGCACGUUUGGGCAUCUAGACGUUGCACAGCUUUUGCUCGAUCGACAUGCAGAUUUGGACUCAAAGGAUGAUGAAGGAGAUACUUCACUAUUAGCUGCAUGCAAAAGCUGCCAUGAAGACCUUGUAGCGUUCUUGGCCGAUGCCGGUGCUAAUAUUAAUAUUCAUGAGGAGCUACGGGGCUGGGCACCUUUACACGUCGCCAGUGAAAAUGGAAGGGCCAAUAUUGUGGCAUUGCUGCUUGAUAGCGGUGCCGAUGUUGAAUCACUAGGAAGAGACAAUUUCACACCAUUGCACACUGCUUGCGGAUUAUGUGGGUUUGGCCAAAUGGAAGUUGUCCGACUCCUCUUGGAUCAGCAUUCCAAUUUAGAAGCGCGGACGAAUGGUGGCUAUACCCCACUGCAUCUCGCAUGUGAACAUGCAGACAUGGAAACUGUGCGUCUAUUGUUGGAUCGAGGGGCAAACGUGCGGGCCAGAACGGAGGGAGGCAUGACUCCUUUACCCCUCGCCGCCGAAAAGGAUUCUCAUGAGGUCGUAUGGUUGUUACUACAUCGUUAUCCAUGGCUAGUAAUAGACAAUCCCGACGAUCAAGCGAAUCCACAAACAUAG